ACCGCCCCCGGGACCGCUUUCCAGAAAGCCCGGGAGCGCGCGCGCGCCCGCGUGCCGGGGGCGUGGCAGUAAACAGCAACAACCCACACGCCAGCUCCGCCAGAAACUCCGAAUCUCCUUUCCCAGCCGGAAAGUGCUACUCGGCCGAGCCUGGAGGGAUCCAGCUGGAGCCUGGCCUGGGAGCCAGGAUGGCUUCCCACAAAGCUUUGCUGAUGCGUAUGGGACUGCCUGUCUUCUUCUUCCCGGGGGCCUGGGCCCAGAACCAUGCCCCGCCUGGCUGCAGCCCAGACCUGGACCCCCUGUACUACAACCUGUGUGACCGCACUGGGGCUUGGGGCAUCGUCCUGGAGGCUGUGGCCGGGGCGGGCGUCAUCACCUCAUUCGCACUCACCAUCAUCCUCGUGGCCAGCCUCCCCUUCGUGCAGGACACCAAGAAGCGGAGCCUCCUGGGGACCCAAGUGUUCUUCCUGCUGGGCACCCUGGGCCUCUUCUGCCUGGUGUUUGCCUGCGUGGUGAAGCCGGACUUCUCGACCUGCGCCUCUCGGCGCUUCCUCUUCGGGGUCCUCUUUGCCAUUUGCUUCUCUUGUCUGGUGGCCCACGUCUUUGCCCUCAACUUCCUCUCCCGGAAGAACCACGGGCCCCGGGGCUGGGUGAUCUUCACGGUGGCUGUGCUGCUAACCCUCGUGGAGGUCAUCAUCAACACGGAGUGGCUGAUUAUCACCCUGCUACGGGGAGGUGGCCAAGCCGGCGCUCUGGGCAAUGGCAGCGCUGGCUGGACUGUGACCUCACCCUGCGCCAUCGCCAACAUGGAUUUUGUCAUGGCCCUCAUCUACGUGAUGUUACUGUUGCUGGGCGCCUUCCUGGGCGCCUGGCCCACGCUGUGCGGCCGCUUUAAGCGCUGGCGGAAACACGGGGUGUUUGUAUUGCUCACCACGGCCACCUCCAUCGCCAUCUGGGUGGCGUGGAUUGUCAUGUAUACCUACGGCAAUAGGCAGCGACACAGCCCCACCUGGGACGACCCCACGCUGGCCAUCGCCCUUGCUGCCAACGCCUGGGCUUUUGUCCUCUUCUAUGUCAUCCCCGAGGUCUCCCAUGUGACGAAGCCCAGCCCAGAGCAGAGCUACCAGGGGGACAUGUACCCUACCCGGGGCGUGGGCUAUGAAACCAUCCUGAAAGAGCAGACGGGCCAGAGCAUGUUCGUGGAGAACAAGGCGUUUUCCAUGGAUGAACCAGCCUCGGCUAAGAGACCUGUGUCGCCUUACAGUGGGUACAAUGGGCAGCUGAUGACCAGUAUGUACCAGCCCACAGAGAUGACCUUAAUGCAUAAAGGACCGUCUGAAGGCGCUUACGACGUCAUCCUCCCACGGGCCACCGCCAACAGCCAGGUGAUGGGCAGUGCCAACUCGACCCUACGAGCCGAAGAUAUGUAUGUGGCCCAGAGCCACCAGGCAGCCACAACGCCGAGAGAUGGCAAGAACUCUCAGGCUCAGUCCCCGCAAAAUAAAAUGAGAUGGUAAUCGCCCUCUUCCUUGGAGCACACGUCAUCUCGAUGGCCUCAUGACUCUGGGCCCAGCACCUUUUCUGCCCUUGUUCUUAGAGCUGGGAGGGACCAGAGGCCACCCAUCUGAAGGAGUGGACUGAGUGGCGACCCUGGGAAAGGCCUGAGGCAUGUGACUGGGGCUUAUAAGGCCACUUGCCCUCUUGCCCAGUCUGACCUCCUGGUCCCCAACUGACUUUGUUUAUAGGGAGCUGGCUACAGGCUCUUAUCUUGACACCUCCCCUUGUCACAGCCCCCGUGUCCCCAUGUGGUUCUCCGGGUGGCCAUCAUCCUGCCAUGAACAUCAGGCCUCAGCUGUCCCUGUCUUGACACUGAACCUCUUUGGCCAUGGUGGCCUCUCACCAACUUGUCCCACCCUGCGCCUGAGGGUCCUCGGGACAUCUUUGGAGGCAAGCUGUGGAGAUGUUGUGCCUUAUCCUUCCCCCAGGGACUUCUUCCACCUCACGGACCGUGGAAGGCCACUGGCUAUGGGCAGAGCUCUCCUGGACAGGCUAUUCCUCUGUGUGGCCUAAGGGUCCUGAGUCCCAGCCUCUUGCACUUGACCUUGACCAGCCUUGGUGAACGGAGUCCCUGCCUGUGCUGUUCCCAGCCGCCCCUCGCCAUCUGCAGUGACCACGACACUUUGGGACUUUCUCAUUGUCCGGCACUGUCACUGGACAAAGGCCACAGAAGAGUUGGGACAUUGGCGGGCUGCAGCCACACGGAGGGCUUGGCACCCAUUGUGUACCUCUGUUCCCUCCCCACCCCCACCCCACCGCCUCUUCUCUCUGUCUGCCUGCGGGUUUUCUGUCAGUUUGCAGGGACAGGUACGGAUAUAGAUGUCGGAUGACCCAGCUGCCACAGAGCAGGUGGUUAGGGCCUAGAAACUUCUUUAAGAACCAGAGGGGGUGGUGAUUAGGGCUGCAUUCUUGGGGGACAGGUGAAAAGUCUGCCCUGCGUCAGGGUAGAAGGACAUGGGGAGGACCCUUAGAGGUAGGUGAGUGGCGUCCGGGACGGAAGGACUGGGGAAAUGGCCAAGUGUCAACCUCAACCUGGGCAGCAGACGUUCUCAGGACCCCUGAGUGCGCCAGGCUGCUGGCAUCACUGGAAGAGCCUUUAGUGUUCCUGGGCUUGAGAACAUGCACCCGAGGGUCCUGGUGGCCGCCUGGGGCGGAGGGGGUCCUACCCAGGCCGGCACGCUGCUGGCACCAAGGACAGAGAUGAACAUGGCACCAGACUCGUGAGCCUGGAAGUCCACAGCAUCGUCCAUCGGCCUGUCCUUAGGGACCAGACGGAGUUGAUCAUCCAAGUGUGCCCCGGGGCCAGGCCCUCAGCCCAGCAUCAUGGGGUACCCACGUGGAGGGUGAGGAUGACCUUCCCAGAAAGGCACCCUGUGGUCAGCCUGCAGCUCUCUUAACACCACCCUCUUGUGCCUAGCAGCCUGUGCCUUUGGUCACUGAGUGAAAAAUCCUUAUAAAGUAGGGCUAGUCCCCUAACCCAUGUGCCUCUUUGCACCUUUUUUCCCUUCUAUUGUUAUUUAUUUAUUUGAGAGAGAGAGAGAGAAUGGGCACCCCAGCGCCUUCAGCCACUGCAAAAAAACUCCAAACCCAUGUGCCCCCUUUGUGCAUCUGGCUUUCGUGGGUUCUGGGGAACUGAACCUGGGUCCUUCGGCUUUGCAGGCAAGCGCCUUAACCACUAAGCCAUCUCUCCAGCCUCACCUUUACCACUCCAGUGACUAAGGUUGCUCAAUGGGUAGAGUAAUAUUUCCCCCCAGGAGAGCAGGGCAGGCUGCUCUUGAUCUAGGCUAACAGGCCUGGUCACCUGCACCGUGAGCAAGGGGCUGGCCCGCUGCCCUGGGUAACAAGCUCUGAGGCGUGCAGCUUGGGAGCAUCAAGCGCCUGUAGCCUGAGUCCUCCAGAGCUUGCAGGCGAGGCGCAGGAGAGAUGGGCCCCUGGAAGAUGCAGGCCUACCUGGGUACAGGAGUGCCCCGUGGCCAUCUGGGCCUUUCAGUCCUGGGUCCAGUGGAAAAGGUCGAUGCAUGUUAGGGGGGAAGAGUGGCCUCCUGGUUGGUGGAGCUGCACCGCACAGAAGCUUUAAGUAGGAGAAAGUUACUAGGCCAGAGCUGUGUGUGUGUGUGUGUGUGUGUGUGUGUGUGUGUGGUCUCAUUCUAGCCCAGGCUGGCCUGGAUCUCACUCUAUAGUCCCAGGCUGGCCUCAAGCUCCCAGCAAUCUUCCUCCCACUACCUCUUGAGUGCUGAGAUUAAAAGCGGGCGCCCUCACGCCCGGCUCUAGAA
Messenger RNA from Jaculus jaculus (lesser Egyptian jerboa), 3830 nucleotides. RefSeq names its product G protein-coupled receptor class C group 5 member C (gene Gprc5c). The record is from RefSeq and is a predicted model, not a curated record. Gene Ontology annotation, molecular function: G protein-coupled receptor activity; protein kinase activator activity. Gene Ontology annotation, cellular component: extracellular exosome; plasma membrane; signaling receptor complex. NCBI's taxonomy places the organism in Eukaryota, Metazoa, Chordata, Mammalia, Rodentia, Dipodidae. Bases 189 to 1517 code for a protein of 442 amino acids. Gene Ontology annotation, biological process: G protein-coupled receptor signaling pathway. The transcript is spliced from 5 exons.